This is a messenger RNA of Leptopilina boulardi, 1663 nucleotides long. RefSeq lists its product as uncharacterized. Bases 236 to 1438 code for a protein of 400 amino acids. The transcript has 11 exons. The record is from RefSeq and is a predicted model, not a curated record. Lineage: Eukaryota; Metazoa; Arthropoda; Insecta; Hymenoptera; Figitidae.
AAUGUCUUUCUAAAAUAGUUAAACAAUUCAGCAAAUUAUAUAAAUUUUAAAAUCUAUUUUGUAAGUAACGCAUGCGCAUUUUAAGUUUGCUUGACUAACCGGCGAAUCUCUCAACAGGCUCUCACAUGUUUUAGUUCUAUCGAGCAACACGUGCGUCGAUUCUCGUCUGUAAUUUGUGUUUUAUUAAACAUUUGGUUUCCUUUUGUGACAAGUUUUUUUAAUAAUAAUUUACAAUAUGGAUAGUGAGAGAUGGCCUUAUGCUGUCGUACUGUUUGAGGACGGAUACAUGAUUGUGAACACUAAUUGGGGAAUAUUUCAUGAAGAUACAAUGGUAUCAUGUUACUUUCCAUACCACUUAACAAAAACAGAAAUACAUCGAUUACUUAAAAAUUUAUCAGAUGUCAAUUACAAGGAGUGGGUGGAUAAGAAUGGACAUCCGUUUGAAGUAGUAAAAUUUUGCUGCUACGCGAUGACUUUCGAAAUGGCUCAAAAGAAACUUGAGUUACACAUAGAACUGUCGGAUGUGUCAACCGACGAAUUAAAAAAUUAUGAAAAAUUAAAAAAAUCACGGAACAAGAGGAAAAUGACUGAAAAAAUGGCUGAGCUUGUAAACAAAAAAAAGUUUUGUGGAGAAAUAAAUACACGCCAGCUUGUUAUUCCGAAUGCUUCAGAAUCGUCUCAAAUCGCACAAGUCAAUUCCAAUGCUGUUAAUGAAGGUGAAUUAAAUACAACACCAUCAGAUUCAGAAGAAGUUUCAAUCAAUGAUAACGAAAACGCUGGAAAUUUUGGUUCUGAUUCUGCACACAUUGAUUCGAUCAUAACUCAAACUGCAGCUUCUUUAGAAAGUGCAUUCGAUAUAUCUCAAUCGGCAUUUGAAGAAAAAAUAUUAAAUGCAUUGAAAAAAUCAACGGCAGUUGUCUUAAAAGGUUUACACUCUGUUUCUUUAAAGGUUGAUACAAAAAAGUCUAACGAUGAAACAGAGGACUCACCAUCUUUUUCCAAUAAAGAUGAUGACUUAAAAUCAUUUCCUAUACCAGAUGCAGCCGAAAUGAACAGGGUUGAAGAUAAACUAAAAUCUAAACGUUUUUUUAAUAAAGUGGUUUCCAGUAUUGUAAAGUUAGGAAAAAGUCGAACAACAAGUAUGACUGUUACUAAUAUUCUAAACAAUUUAUUAACAUUCAAAGCCGGGCAAUUGUUUACUUUAAAAGGAAUGGGCAAAGUCACACCGAAACCGCCAUUUGAUCAAUUGCGUAUUUAUAUAGUAAUUCAAGAAGCCAUGAGAAAAAUGGAUAAGACAUCGACAGUUGAAGAUACAGCAGAAUGUAUUGGCAAAUGGUUGCAGCAAUGCUCUAAUAGGCAGAAGCGUUUAGAGGAGAAAUUAGAAAAAGGAGAAGCUGCCCAUAAUCUUCAAAUCACUUUUGAGGAGGAUGACGAUUAAAUAAUAAUUGCCUAAACGGUGCAAUUAUAAGAAGUAAAUGAAGAUAUUUCUAUUGAUGCGGAUGGUGAGAAACCACCUUGAAAUUGAUACUUCUUUAAGUAUUAUGGUUGAACAUGGAACUGAAAAACAAAGUUUAAUUUUUAAAACGUUUCAUAAAUAAUUACAGUUGCAUAAGUCUUUGUAAAAGAAAGCUAAUACUAAAAGAUAAAAAGCAUAAUAACAGAA